Molecule: messenger RNA, 2239 nt
Organism: Oncorhynchus keta (chum salmon)
Lineage: Eukaryota; Metazoa; Chordata; Actinopteri; Salmoniformes; Salmonidae
Product: transmembrane protease serine 3-like
Exons: 13
Coding region: 1-1623 (540 amino acids)
Biological process (GO): proteolysis
Cellular component (GO): membrane
Molecular function (GO): protein binding; serine-type endopeptidase activity
Source: RefSeq, a predicted model, not a curated record
AUGGCCAUGCCUGAUAGUGACAAGACUGCUGCUGAUGGUUUAGCCGAAGAGAGGGAGGUGUCUGGGGCAGAGGGAACGGACCCGUUCCGUAUUGAGGUUGAGUCUGUGAGUCACGAGGACCUGCCAACCGUGGAGAUCCCCACCACCUUCAAUGUCAGCCCCCUCAGUGGCCAGACCAGCUGCUCCUUCUCUCAGGACCUCCAGGACCCCCAUGUACCCACCGCUCCGUUCCAGGAGCCCCCUGCCCCCACCCCAAAGAGCCAGGGCCAGCUCACCCCAACCAGCUACCUCCCUUCCAUGCGCUUCAUCAAGGUCCGGCCCUUCAUGCACGAUGACGGCUUGGUGGAGACUAAGACCCUAUGCAGCCAGCUCCUGGCACACUGGCUGCUGCUGGUGAUUGUUGCGUGUGGUCUACUGGCCCUGAGUCUAGCCCUAGGCAUUGGGCUUGGAGUGGGAGUCAGCUGCACGGGGAAGUUCCACUGUAGCACAUCCACUUUGUGUUUUGCCAGAUCUGCACAGUGUGAUGGAGUCAGCGACUGCGCAGAUGGGGAGGACGAACUCCAAUGUGUGCGUCUGAGUGGGAGGAGCUCUGUGCUGCAGAUCAACAGUAGGGGUGUAUGGGGGACUGUGUGCUCCACCGACUGGGAUCACACACUGGGUUAUUCUGCCUGCAAACAGCUGGGAUACUCCAGCUACAUCAGUUCCAGAUCCCUGCCUCUCUCCUCUGUCGAGUCGGCCUUCCUGGCUAACCUGGUAUCAGUCAACCUGAGUCAUCCAGAUCGCCAGCAGACUGUCAAGAUCCAUAACACCACCUUCCUCAGUAAGACCCAGUGCAGCUCUGAGAGUGUGAUCGUACUCAAGUGCCUAGAUUGUGGCUCCAGGCCCAUGUUCAGGUCUCGUAUUGUGGGAGGAAACGUCUCCAAACCAGGCCAGUUUCCCUGGCAGGCCAGCCUGCACUAUCAGAACCGACACCUCUGUGGGGGCUCCAUCAUCACACCACGCUGGAUAGUGACAGCAGCACACUGUGUCUACGGGUUUGCAACAAAAACCAUGCUGUGGGCGGUGCAAGUGGGAUUGACAGAUCAGCCGAUCAAUGGGGUGCUGUCUCGCUCUUUGGAGAAGAUUGUCUACCAUGCCCGCUACCAACCAAAGGGCUUAAACUAUGACAUCGCUCUAUUGAAGCUAACAGAGCCUCUUACCUUUAAUGGUCUGGUUGAGCCUAUCUGCCUGCCGAACUAUGGGGAGAGAUUUGAGGAGGGGAAGAUGUGCUGGAUCUCUGGGUGGGGUGCCACAGUGGAUGGAGGGGAGACCAGUGUGUCCAUGCACUCUGCCCAGGUCCCUGUGCUCUCCAGCAGGGACUGCAGUGGACCGGGAGUGUACCAGGGUGCCAUCUCCCCUUGGAUGGUCUGUGCAGGCUACCUAGAGGGGGGCAAAGACUCUUGCCAGGGCGAUAGCGGAGGCCCUCUGGCCUGUGAGGAGUCAUCAGUGUGGAAGCUGGCGGGGGCCACUAGCUGGGGCUAUGGCUGUGCUGGGAGGAACAAUCCUGCCAUGUACACUCUCAUCUCACACGCUCUGACCUGGAUCCACCAGCAGAUGGAGAAAGAAGAGGCACUGAGUCCUUGAUCCCCAAAAGGAUACAGUGGCUCACAUAUUUAGAGGACUUUACUCAGAGACACUAAUGAUUUGUUCUUAAGCACCACAAUGAAUGGACACCAUCUGAGGCUGAGCUCUAUUUCAAAGUCAGAGAAACAAGAUGGAGGGGAAUGGUGGACAAUAAAUGGAGGACUGGGGAGAUGAACUAGGGCCAGGAUUCAAUACGAACUGUGGAUGAUCCGCGUUGUAGCAAAGUUGACAGGAAAAGGUCAAUUCCGAUUGAGCCGGCAUCUGCAGCGUUUACUUUGAAUGCGAUCUCCACGAUCGCGGUAACGUCGCCUGUAAAUGGGGCAUAGCCAAAAAGGGUGAUCAGAUUGAAUCCUGGCCUAAGCUUGGUCUCAUAUUAGAAGGUCGGCAUCUCCACCGUGAGCCCCUUCCAUCCCUACACACAAACCGUGUAUGUAGACAAUAGUUGUAACAUAGUUGAAUAGUUGUAACAUGUACUGUGUAUAGUACACUGUUAUAUACCGUUAUAUAGCAGAUGUGUUUGUAGAGAAAUAUGGUACAGAGAACACAAGUAAAACCCUGUAUAAUUUUUAAAUGCCAUAAAGAUGUGUAUUUAUUUUUACAAAAAAAACAGCUUUUU